UCCCUAUAUAAAUAUCUCAACACCGCCCAAUCUUCAUCUUCGCAUCACGUCCUUUCUUUCUCUCACUCUCAUCUCUAUCUGAACCCUAACCUCGAUCUCCCCCACCAGCGACGGCUUUUGGACCUGCACUACUUUCCAUACACGUCUUUCUUAGUCACUACCAUGGCGGAGGAAGUCGUCGUAGCUACCGGAGCUGCCAGCCCCGAGCCCUUGGAUCACAAGCGCAAGCUCGCUGAUUUAGACAAUGAACCCACUGAAGCCGCCGAGGAGAACCAUUCUGAGCCCAUUGAGGGGUCUGCUGAUCCUGAUGCCGCCGACGUUCCCAUUUCUGACGAAUCGGAGGCCAAACGCCCUCGCCUCGACGGGAAGCCCGACGGGAAUGCUAGUGAGAAUGGGCAUGAAGAAAAGAAGGAAGAAGAGCUGGAGGCUAAGGAAGAUUAUAAGCAAUCAUCUGAAGAGGAACAGCCUGCUUCAGUGGAGGUGUUACCUGAAAAAGAGGAAACGGAACAACCCACUGAGGAGUCUCAUGAAGCAGGUGAUGCUCAGGAUUCUGCUGCUGAAAUCUCUCAGGAGGACAAAACUCAAGAACUCUCAAAGGAGGAAAGUCAGCCUCCUGAAGUUGAGGCUGCACCUCCACUGCAGGAGGAGGAUGUUUCAAAUGCUGAGCAAGAUCAGCCUUCAUCUGAGUCCGAAACAACAACAUAUAAAAUGGAAGUUCCUAAUAGUAAGGUAGGCGUUCUCAUUGGGAAGGCUGGAGAUACGAUUCGAUACUUGCAAUACAAUUCUGGUGCGAAGAUUCAAAUCAUGAGGGAUGCAGAAGCGGAUCCAAAUCGUUUGACUAGACCUGUAGAAAUAAUUGGAACUUCGGAAAAUAUAAAGAAGGCAGAGGAGUUAAUUAAUGCUGUGAUUGCAGAGGCUGAUGCUGGUGGAUCUCCAUCUCUUAUAGCCAGAGGCCUCACUUCAUCGCAUUCUAUAGCAACUGCUGAACAGAUUCAGUUACAAGUUCCAAAUGAAAAGGUUGGUUUAAUUAUUGGAAGAGGUGGGGAGACUAUUAAAAGUCUGCAGACCAGAUCUGGUGCACGUAUACAGUUGAUACCCCAAAACCUUCCAGAAGGAGAUGAAUCCAAGGAAAGGACUAUUAGAGUAACUGGUGAUAAGAAACAGAUUGAAAUUGCUACAGACAUGAUAAAGGAAGUUAUGAAUCAGACUGUGAGGCCUUCACCACACUCCACUGGUUUUAACCAGCAGGCUUACCGGCCUCGGGGACCUGGUGGCCCAACUCAAUGGGGUCAUCGGGGUCCUCAUCCUUCACAUCCAGCGGCAUAUGAUUAUCCACACAGAGGACCUUAUCCAUCUCAUAAUACCCAGUAUCAGCAUCCUGGCUAUGGAAACUAUCCACAACAAAUGGGUGGUCCUCGAAGCAGCUAUGGUUCUGGUUGGGAACAAAGACCACCCCCCAGCAUGCAGGGGCCACCACCAAGUUCAGGUGGUUAUGACUACUAUGGUCAAAGAAGCCACUAUUCGGAUGCUCCACCUUCUCAUUUUCCUGGUGCCAUGCCUUCUCAUGCUCCUGGCCCUUCUCCUGCACCGACCCAUGGUCCACCACAAACUCAGUCCAGUUACAACUAUAGUCAGCAGCAAGGUCAAGGUUAUGGACACACUGCACCUUAUUCUCAGGCAGCUCCACAUCAGAGCUAUGGUCAUGGAUAUGAACAGAAGUACGACCACCAUGCUCCAGCACAGAAUCCAUAUGGUGGACACGGGAAUGCCCAACAUUAUCCACAGGCUGGUACUCAACAGGUUUAUCCUGGACAACAGUAUGAUAAUAAGCCUUCAUCAUAUGGUGUUUCGCAACAAGGACCACCUCCCCAAUCUUAUGGCGCUCCUAGGGUUGGUCAGCCUGCAGAGCCUUAUCAAGGAGGUUCUGCCCCAGCUACAUAUGGACAAAACAUGCAACCUCAACAGACGUAUCCGUACCCAUCUGGUGGUUCUACCCAGCAGUAUCCUCCCUACGGCGCUGCACCAAGCACAGAUGGUUACAAUCAGGCACCAGCUGCUUCUGCCGCUGCUGGUUACUCGCAGCAGGGUGCCCAGGCUGGUUAUGCUCAGCCUAGUGUGCAGCAACCAUCUGCUUAUGGCCAACAAGUAGCUCCUGCUGCUGCAUAUGGUCAGUAUCCGACCUCUCAGCAGGGUUAUUCGGAGCAGGCUGCUGCAAACACAGCAGCUGGAUAUGCUGCAUACCAAGCGCCUCAAGAUCCCACAGCAUAUAGUGGAGCCACGGCAGCCGCAGCAGCAGCUUAUACUGCCCCGGCCAGUGGGCAGCAAGGUUAUACUCAACAGACCGCGACCCAGCCAACCUAUGAUCAGUCAAUCCAACAAUCAGGUGGGUAUGGAACCGUGCCUUCAAGUGCUCCUGUAGGUUAUGGGAAGAGUGUGUCACCACAGCCGCAGCCCGGGUACCCGCAGUAUGAUUCUACUCAAGUUUACGGGGCGAGUCGUUAAAAAUUUUGAUAAUUAGGUUUAGGGUCUGUUGGUUGUGUAAGGAAGCAGAUGUUAGUAGGGGUAGGGGUGUUAUUAUUGAUGUUAUUGGAACUUAUUGAAUCAUUCGGUAAACAUUGUCUGUUGUAUUCUGCAUUUUGCCCCAUCGAAGUUAUUAAAAAGCCAAUUUCGGUUUAUAGUAAUAUGAAAUCGGCACCAUCUCAGUUGAUGAUUACAUUGAAA
Cucumis melo (muskmelon) is the source of this 2721-nucleotide messenger RNA. RefSeq lists its product as uncharacterized. The transcript is spliced from 7 exons. Gene Ontology annotation, cellular component: cytoplasm. Gene Ontology annotation, biological process: regulation of gene expression. Bases 163 to 2502 code for a protein of 779 amino acids. Lineage: Eukaryota; Viridiplantae; Streptophyta; Magnoliopsida; Cucurbitales; Cucurbitaceae. The record is from RefSeq and is a predicted model, not a curated record. Gene Ontology annotation, molecular function: mRNA binding.